Peromyscus maniculatus bairdii (prairie deer mouse) is the source of this 390-nucleotide messenger RNA. The record is from RefSeq and is a predicted model, not a curated record. Lineage: Eukaryota; Metazoa; Chordata; Mammalia; Rodentia; Cricetidae.
CCACAGCUGUAAUGGAUGAGCAGCUGCUUACUGCACGGCAUAGCUAGGCUAACAAUAUUGUAUACAAAGAUUCUUGAUAUUAUGAAGCAGUUCCCUAAACAUGUAGCCUACAGAAAAUACACAGAACAGAUCACCAUUGAGAAGCUGGAUAUGGUCAAAGCGGAACCAGAUGUUAAAAAAUUAGAAAACUUGCUUCAAGGUGGUAAAGUAGAAGAGGUGAUUCUUCAGGCUGAAAAUGAGCUGAGUCUGGCAAGGAAAAUGCUGCAGUGGAAGCCAUGGGAGCCACUGUUGGAAGAGCCUCCUGCCAACCAGUGGAAGUGGCCGAUAUGAUCACUGUGUCUGAUGGUUGAUGCGAAUGAAAUGUGCAAUUAAAUGCUCUGUUAUGCUAAA